UAUGAUUUCACUACAGAUCAGCCUCACAUCAGUGCAUCUGUCAUUUUAUUACUGAUCCAGUUUUGAAGAGUUUGUCUUUUGAAGAUGUUUCACAGAUUUUGGUUCUGUUUGUGUUUGUGGCGUCUGAAUGGUGUGUUUGGUGACGAUGAACUGAAGUUAGUAUCAGUGAAGAAGAGAGAUUCAGUCACUCUAAACUCUGAUCUUACUGAAAUAAUGGAUGGUGAUGUGAUUCAGUGGAGCUUUUGGAUUAAAAAUGCUUUAAUAGCUGACAUCAAUGUAACAGCUGACAAAUUCACUGUAUAUGAUGAUGUUCUUGAUGGGAGAUUCAGAGACAGACUGAAGCUGGACAAUAAAACUGGAUCUCUGACCAUCACAAACUUCACAGCUGAACAUAAUGGAGUUUAUUCUGGAGAAGUGAUCAAACGUAUCAGAAAAUCUUUCGUUCUCGCUGUCUAUGAUGAAAUAUCAGUGAAGAAGGGAGAUCCAGUCACUCUAAACGCUGAUCUUACUGAAAUAAUGGAUGGUAAUACGAUUCAAUGGAUAUAUAAGAAUGGAAAUGAUUUAACAGCUGUGACCAGUCAAAGGCCCAAAAGAAUUACUGUACAUGAUGAUGUUCUUGAUGGGAGAUUUAGAGACAGACUGAAGCUGGACAAACAAACUGGAUCUCUGACCAUCACAGACAUCACAACUGAACAUGCUGGAUGUUAUGUAUCAAUGAUAUUUGGACCAAAAGAUCCAUUAAAAGUUUUCAGUGUUUCUGUCUAUGACUCUGAACACUGUUGUGGUUAUACUGAAGCUGUGAUCCGAUUGGUCCUGUCUGCUCUGGUGGGCGUGGCUAUUGUCGUUAUUCUGGUUUAUGACAUCAGAUCCAGAAGAACUGAACAAAAUCAAGCACAGAAGAAAGAAUGAAGGACACCAAAUGUCUUUUUUUUUUUUUUUUUGAUUUCCCUGUCAUAAAAAUUUUAAAAAUAAAGAGCCAUAUAUGAUCCAUGAAUAUUCAAAAUAUCUUUUUACAAUGACCACAAAUUAAAGGGGUCAUAUGAUACCAUUUUAAAGAUCAUUGUUUUGUGUAUUUGGUGUAACAGAAUAUGUUGACAGCUUUAAUGUUCAAAAAACACAUUAUUUUUCAAAUACUGUACAUUAUUGUCGUUCCUCUAUGCCCCGCCUCUCUCAAACCAAACACGUCGUUUUCAACAAAGCCCCCUCCUUACGACAAGGAUAGUCUGCUCUGAUUGGCCAGCUGGCCCAGUGCAUUGUGAUUGGCUGAACACCACAAGCACAUGUCGGAAAUGUAACGCCCCUUACCAUAAACGCCAGCUUCAGCUUUAUAAAGACAGUUAAUAAUGUCUUUAGUUUUAUCAUCAGUUCAAGCCUGAAAGAGCAACAGAGUCCCGUUUAACAAAAGUAUUUUAUUUUGGAAUAAAAAAUAAAAAAAAUCACACUAAUGACAUCACUCGACUUCCUCCUUCCUAUUUUCUAAAGAUCUAUGAAAAAAGGCCCAUGUUUAGUCCACUGUUUCUUUUCAAUUAUGAGAAAUGUUCUCAUUUACCUCAUGCUUUCAUAUGAAGCUUUUAGUUGAUGUCACUGGUAUGACCUGUUUAUUGUUAGUCAAAUGUAAAAAAAAAAACAUAUAUACAAAUGGAUUAAACUACUUAAUUUAGUGAGUAUACCAUGACUGACAACAUGUGGCUUGAUACCUUGCAGCAGACAUUUUGUAAAAUGCAUUUUUCAUGAAAAUUGUCACUGGUGUUACCUUCCUUAUGGAUAGCACAAGUGACGAUCAGUAUAUCAGGUCUAAUGUAUGUCACUGGUGUUACUAUGCUGUGGUACUGUGUUACUGUACUGUUUUUGUCCGUUACAUUAAAUAAAUAAAACAUA
This is a messenger RNA of Onychostoma macrolepis, 1878 nucleotides long. RefSeq lists its product as uncharacterized. The coding region runs from base 85 to 909 and encodes 274 amino acids. The transcript is spliced from 4 exons. NCBI's taxonomy places the organism in Eukaryota, Metazoa, Chordata, Actinopteri, Cypriniformes, Cyprinidae. The record is from RefSeq and is a predicted model, not a curated record.